AACCCCCGCGCUGGCUCUCGCUGCCUGUCCGAAAGUGGUGCCGUUUCGGGACCGGGGUAACACGGUGCUUUGCCAGCGUGGGUAUUGUCUGGGAGUUCUGGCAGAGCUGACAAGGGCCGGAUGCUGAGUGAAAAUGAAUAAAGACGAGCAAAUCGAUGAGGACGACGAUGACAGCGAGUUGUUUGAAGACUUCACGGAGCAUUUUAACCAGCUUGAACUGCUGGAGACGCACAGGCAUUUGAUUCCUGUGGGAACUCAGAGCUGUUGGUCAGGACAAUCCGAUGAUGACGAUGAUGAGCAGGAAAGAAGUGAGGAAUGGUAUGAAAUGCAAGAAAAGAAAAUGGAAAAAAAUCCAGAAACAUUACUACUCUGGGCAGCUGAAAACAAUCGGCUGAGUACAGUGAAGAGGCUCCUGACUGAAAAGCUGGCUCCAGUGAAUGCUCGUGAUGAAGACCAGUACACUCCUCUCCACCGAGCUGCCUACAGGGGGCACUUGGACAUUGCACACGAAUUGGUGGCACAGGGCGCCGACAUCCACGCUCAGACUGUGGACGGCUGGACACCCCUGCACAGCGCCUGCAAGUGGAACAACACAAGAGUGGCCGCGUUCCUGCUGCAGCAGGGCGCAGACAUCAACGCGCAGACAAAUGGUUUGCUGACCCCACUGCAUAUUGCUGCAGGAAACAAGAACAGCAGAGAAACCCUCGAGCUCUUGCUGAUGAAUCGCUACGUGAAACCAGACCUGAAAAACAACUUGGAUGAAACUGCCCUUGACAUUGCUAGGAGGACUGAUAUGUAUCACUACCUUUUUGAAAUAGUAGAAGACUGCAUAAAUGCCGUGUCCCCUUAAAAGCUGUGGUUAGGCUUAUGAAUGUGGGGUUUGCUGCUGCUUUCUUGUCUGUGUUGUGCAUGCUCAUCGGUGGUGGUCUGUCUCUUCGCAGCAAGGUUUUAAUGUAAUGUAAGAUACUUUAGUGUUCUCCCCGGGCAAAAUGUCACUUCUUGCAAUUCAGCUCAGUGGUCUCACUCAUAAUUUGAAGUGUUACUGCUAUUACUGAAGGUAUUCACAAAGCCUCAGUAGUUUCUGUGAGUUUCCAUUUAAUUAGUAUGAAUUUGGAGAGGGCCUUUCUAAUUUUUCUGUAGUGUCGUAGCAGUAAAGAGAACUGGAAUAUUUACUUGAUAUGAAAGAAUUCUGGCUUGGUUAGGCAGAGUUUAUUACAACUCACUUUGAAUUUUUUGAGAAAUUUUAACUUUUUUAAAACUGCAUGAAAGCUCAGAAUGAAUGUAACUUAUUUGGGUGAUACACAAAAUAUUUAAUGAUCUUGGUAUAAGGCUUAUUCUAAAAUAAAAUAUUUAACCUA
Molecule: messenger RNA, 1358 nt
Organism: Empidonax traillii (willow flycatcher)
Lineage: Eukaryota; Metazoa; Chordata; Aves; Passeriformes; Tyrannidae
Gene: ANKRD49
Product: ankyrin repeat domain 49
Exons: 4
Coding region: 134-850 (238 amino acids)
Molecular function (GO): protein binding
Source: RefSeq, a predicted model, not a curated record